Ipomoea triloba (trilobed morning glory) is the source of this 4093-nucleotide messenger RNA. Its product is annotated as systemin receptor SR160-like. The transcript has a single exon. NCBI's taxonomy places the organism in Eukaryota, Viridiplantae, Streptophyta, Magnoliopsida, Solanales, Convolvulaceae. The coding region runs from base 151 to 3777 and encodes 1208 amino acids. The record is from RefSeq and is a predicted model, not a curated record. Gene Ontology annotation, biological process: protein phosphorylation. Gene Ontology annotation, molecular function: protein kinase activity; protein binding; ATP binding.
UCAUCUCUCUCUGUCUCUCUCCCUCCCUAUCUGCUCUAGUCUGUUAAAACACCACCUCUACUCUCUCUCUCUCUUCUUGCAAAUGGAAGCAAGGGAGCUCAUGAAAAGAUAGAGCCAAAACCAUAAGAAAAUAGCAGAACCAAGCCAAAGAUGAAAGCUAAGAGCACUAGUCUUUUCUACAACAGUUUCUUUCUGUGUUUUGCCGUGCAGCCAAUCUGUGUUUUUUUUCUUCUUCUUCUUCUGGUGCUGUUCAUCUUCUUUCUCCCUCCAGCUGCUUCAGCAGCUCCUCUCAAUGGCCUCCUCAGGGACUCACAGCACCUAUUGUCCUUCAAAGCCACCAUUCCUGACCAAACCCCCCUACAAAACUGGGUAUCCACUGCAAACCCAUGUAGCUUCACUGGUGUUACAUGCAAGGGCUCGAGGGUGUCUUCUAUAGAUCUCGAGAGCACUAUGCUCAGCGUGGAUUUUGGGGUGGUUUCUGCUUUCUUGCUGGGGGUUGAGAACUUGGAGAGGCUCGUGUUGAAGAACACCAAUCUGAGUGGCUCACUCACUUCUGCCUCAAAAUCCCAAUGUGGGGCUUCUCUCAGCUACCUAGAUCUAGCUGAAAACUCCAUCUCAGGCCCUGUUUCUGAUAUCUAUAGCCUUGGUGGGUGCUAUAAUCUCAAGGCUCUGAACCUCUCCAGGAACUCUAUGGACCCUCCUCCUCCUGGGGCAGGGGCAGGGGCAGCAACCAUUAGCCUUCAAAGUCUUGAUCUUUCAUACAAUAAUAUUUCAGGUCAGAACAUCUUUCUCUUGCUGCCCCCUGCUGAUUUUGCUGAGCUUCAGCUCUUGUCUUUGAAGGGUAACAAGUUAUCAGGAAACAUUCCAGAAUUGAGUUUCAAGAAUUUGACUCAUUUGGACCUUUCUGCCAAUAAUUUCUCCAUAAAUUUCCCUUCAUUUCAAGACUGCUCUACUUUGCAGCAUCUUGAUCUCUCAUCCAACAAGUUCACUGGUAAUAUUGGGGCCUCCCUUUCUUCCUGCCCCAACCUCAGUUUCCUCAAUCUCACCAACAAUAAGUUUGGGGGUGCUGUCCCUAAGCUCCCCACUGGGAGCUUGCAGUAUUUGUACCUUAGAGGGAAUGAUUUUCAAGGGGUCCUUCCACAGCAUAUUGGAGAUUUAUGUAGCACUCUUGUGGAAUUGGAUUUGUCUUUCAAUAAUUUAUCAGGUAUGGUCCCUGACAACCUUGUUGCUUGCUCAGCCUUGGAACUCCUUGAUAUCUCCAACAAUAAUUUCUCUGGUGGGUUGCCUGUUGAAACCCUACUCAAGUUGACUAGCUUGAAGACACUGGAUUUUUCAUUCAAUAAUUUUGUGGGUAGCUUGCCUGAGUCAUUGUCUAGCCUGGUGAAUCUAGAGACCUUAGAUUUGAGUUCUAAUAAUAUCUCUGGUUCCAUUCCCUCUGGGAUUUGUAAAGACCCUAGAAAUAGCCUCAAAGUGUUGUACCUUCAGAAUAAUCUGCUCCAUGGCCCAAUACCUGAGACCCUAAGUAACUGUUCACAACUGGAAUCUCUUGAUCUUAGCUUUAAUUUCCUCAAGGGGAAGAUACCAUCUAGCCUUGGGUCCUUGUCGAAGCUCAAGGAUUUGAUCAUUUGGUUGAAUCAGCUGGAGGGGGAAAUCCCGUCGGAGCUCAUGUAUUUGCAGUCCUUGGAAAAUUUGAUUCUUGAUUUCAAUGACUUGUCGGGGAGUAUCCCCGAAAGCCUCAGCAACUGUACUCGUUUGAAUUGGAUUUCUUUAUCCAACAAUCUCUUGAGUGGUGUUAUACCGGCUUCAUUAGGGCAGUUGUCUAACCUAGCCAUUCUGAAGUUGGGUAACAACACAUUCUCUGGAAGCAUACCGGCUGAGUUGGGGUAUUGCAGCAGCUUGUUAUGGUUGGAUCUCAACACCAAUUUAUUGAAUGGGACUAUUCCGCCCGCUCUGUUCAAACAAUCCGGCAAGAUCGCGAUGGCAUUGCUCACCGGGAAGCAGUAUGUGUACAUUAAGAACGACGGAAGUAGGGAGUGCCAUGGAGCAGGAAAUUUACUGGAAUUUGGUGGGAUUACACAGGAACGGCUGGACAGGAUUUCAACAAGGCACCCUUGCAAUUUUACUAGAGUCUACAAGGGCAUUACCCAGCCAACAUUCAACCACAAUGGAUCCAUGAUUUUCCUUGACCUUUCUUACAAUCAGUUGGAAGGCAGUAUCCCGAAGGAAUUAGGUUCCAUGUACUAUCUCUCUAUUCUGAAUUUGGGGCAUAACGAUCUCUCUGGUCCAAUACCUCAAGAUCUUGGAGGCUUGAAGAAUGUUGCAAUUCUUGAUCUCUCACACAACCAACUCAAUGGCACGAUUCCACAGUCUUUGACCAGCCUCACAUUGCUUGGGGAUAUUGAUCUGUCAAGUAACCAGCUUUCUGGGAUUAUACCCGAAUCAGCUCCUUUUGACACAUUUCCAGAUUACAGGUUUGCAAAUAAUUCUGGCCUUUGUGGAUACCCUCUCGCCAAGUGUGGCUCAGCAUCAAGUUCUAGUGCAAACCAGCACAAGUCCCAUCGCAGGCAAGCAUCCGUUGCAGGAAGCGUGGCGAUGGGGUUGUUGUUUUCUCUCUUCUGCAUCAUCGCUUUGCUUAUAGUUGCCAUAGAAGCAAAGAAGAGGAGGAAGAAAUCAGAGGCUUCUCUCGAGAUGGACAGCCAUUCCUUUUCUGGAACUGCACACACUGACUGGAAGCUAACCAGUAUCCGUGAAGCAUUGAGCAUCAACCUAGCAACCUUCGAGAAGCCUCUCAGAAAACUGACCUUUGCAGAUCUCCUCGAAGCUACCAACAACUUCCACAAUGACAGCCUGAUUGGGUCUGGUGGUUUUGGUGAUGUGUACAAAGCCCAGUUGAAGGAUGGAAGUGUUGUUGCCAUUAAGAAGUUGAAAUAUGUGAGUGGGCAGGGAGAUCGAGAGUUCACUGCUGAAAUGGAGACCAUUGGGAAGAUUAAGCACCGGAAUCUCGUCCCUUUAUUGGGCUACUGCAAGGUUGGUGAAGAACGGCUUUUGGUUUACGAGUACAUGAAGUAUGGAAGCCUAGAGGAUGUUCUGCGGGACAGGAGGAAGCACGGAGUGAAGCUAAAUUGGGCUGCAAGAAGGAAAGUUGCCAUAGGAGCUGCAAGGGGAUUGGCCUUCCUUCACCACAACUGCACUCCACACAUUAUCCACAGGGACAUGAAAUCGAGCAAUGUCUUGCUCGACGAAAACUUGGAAGCUAGAGUUUCUGAUUUCGGGAUGGCAAGGCUAAUGAACACUGUGGACACUCAUUUGAGCGUCAGCACCCUAGCAGGCACUCCCGGAUAUGUCCCUCCCGAGUACUACCAGAGCUUUAGAUGUUCAACCAAAGGAGAUGUGUAUAGCUAUGGUGUCGUUCUGCUCGAGCUGCUCACUGGCAAACAGCCAACAGACUCCCCAGAUUUUGGCGACAACAAUCUCGUUGGGUGGGUAAAGCAGCAAGCGAAAAUAAGAAUUCGUGAUGUCUUCGAUCCAGAGUUACUGAAAGAAGACCCGAGCUUAGAACUCGAGCUUCUAGAGCACUUGAAAGUAUCGGUGGCUUGUUUAGACGAUCGGCCUUUCAGACGCCCCACAAUGAUUCAGGUCAUGGCAAUGUUCAAGGAGAUUCAAGCAGGUUCUGGGAUUGAUUCCUCAUCCACAAUUGCUGCAGAAGAUGGUGGUUUUCACACAGAAGGGGUACACAUGAGCAUCAAAGAAAGCAUAAAAGAAGGCAAUGAGCAUUGAUCAGAUCAGAAGAGCAAUCUCCCAUGACUAGAAUCUAAGCAAUUUUUGCAAGGAUUCUUCGAAAAGGAUAAAUUGGCUUCGAUCUAAAUUUUCCCCUCAUGUCAUCAAAAAGUUUAUGAAGGAACUGCCAGUGUAUUUUUUGGAAAAUGUUGUAUGUACCAUUAGUGCCAUGAAGAAGCUAAGAAGAAAAAGAAAAAAAAGAAGAAUCUUGAUAUUAUACAUAAAAGAGGUUGUUAUACUUGUAACACUGUUGUACAUAAAUACGGAUGGGAGUACUAGUUUGAGUUUGUGAUGCCACUUGCUUUUUCUUUCUGCA